CCCCUCUACAAUCUUUGGCAGAAGAGUUCCCCUGCCCCUUGACAUCCCCUUACUGAUCCAAUGCCCCUCCACGUUCACCAAGAGCGUCUUCGCCAGGUUGCUAGCGCAUCCUCUUGCACUCCCGUGAGGACUUUCUCCGAAAGACGGACAACUAUAUAAGCGAGAUCGACUGAGUUUGAAACACGUUAGACGAAAUCGUACGGGUAAGACGAACGGGUCAUCUUGUCGACGCGUUGUUGUUGUUUACUACACGCUUCGACGAGUCUCCACGUUCUUCGAGUCCGUCGUUACGAUUAAGUUCUCUUUCUUUCUCGCACGAGUGAACACGUGUCCGACACGCGACAAAUACGUAUCGUGAGAAGAACGAUCGCGUGCACGCGAAUCGGCAUAGUUUUGCCGAUUUUCUCUUCAUAGAUCUAAUCAUUGAUCUUACUCAUCGACAUGAGGUCUGCUAAAAACUGGCCACCCCUCUUGGUGGCUACCCUCAUAGCCACGGCUGCAGUUUUUACAUCUGUUUGCGCCGAAGCUCCACUCACUGGUAGUUAUCUGCCUCCGUCUACUAGUUAUGGAACACCCAAUCUAGGUGGUGGAGGUGGUGGCGGACCAUCGUCGAGCUACGGAGCACCAAGCGGAGGAGGCGGAUGUGGUUUCGGUGGUUGCGGCGGCGGUGGUGGAGGAGGUGGUACGCCUUCCAGUAGUUACGGGGCUCCUAGUUCCGGCGGAUUUGGAGGUGGUGGUGGUGGAGCACCAUCUUCGAGUUAUGGAGCACCGUCGCGAGGUGGUGGCGGCGGUGGAGGUUAUUCCGGAGGUGGUGGCGGCGGCGGAGGCUAUUCAGGUGGAGGAGGUGGAGUAUCGAGCACUUAUGGAGCACCUUCGGGAGGAAGGCCUUCCUCGAGCUAUGGAGCACCCUCGAGCGGUGGAUUCGGUGGUGGUUUCGGUGGUGGUUUCGGUGGUGGUGCUGGUGGAAAUGGUGGAUACUCAGGAGGUGGUGGUAGGCCAUCUUCGAGCUACGGAGCACCAUCGAACGGAGGAGGUGGAAGACCGUCUUCCUCUUACGGGGCACCGUCCUUCGGAGGUGGUAACGGUGGUGGCGGCGGCGGCGGCUACUCAGGUGGCGGUGGUUUCGGCGGUGGCGGAUUCUCCGGUGGAGCACCCUCUUCCAGUUAUGGUGCACCCUCUUCUAGUUACGGCGCACCCUCGCGUGGUGGAGGUGGUGGUGGUGGUGGUGGUGGAUACUCCGGCGGUGGAGGCGGAGGUCCAUCAUCGAGCUAUGGAGCACCUUCCUUCGGAGGUGGCAACGGAGGUGGUUUCGGUGGCGGAUCCGGUGGUUAUUCCAAUGGUGGUGGCGGCGGGGGCGGUAGGCCCUCAUCGAGUUACGGCGCACCCAGCUUUGGAAGUGGCGGUUCUGGCGGUGGUCAGAGUUACGCUAGCAACGGUGGUUACCAAUAUUAAUCACGCUAUGUGUUCGUCCCGCGAGAUACGACCUUCGACCUCGUAUCACUUUCAUGAGUUUUAUAAAAGUAAUGGAUACCUAGGAAAACUCUACACAAUGACAGACAAAAUAUUGACCAGCCAUGAAGCGAAGGGUUGCGAAAUUGGACGUCGAGAUCUCGCGGAUAUCCAAUCAAAGUCAGCAAAAGAGGAUUUCAACGAUUCGUACUCUUUUCCAAAAGUUUUUAAUAACCAUGCAGUUUCCUAUUCUCGACAAUCUAGAGAUUGAAUUUGAAUAUUCAUAGACAGAGAUGAAAAA
Molecule: messenger RNA, 1750 nt
Organism: Vespula pensylvanica (western yellowjacket)
Lineage: Eukaryota; Metazoa; Arthropoda; Insecta; Hymenoptera; Vespidae
Product: pro-resilin-like
Exons: 3
Coding region: 442-1452 (336 amino acids)
Source: RefSeq, a predicted model, not a curated record